AGAAUACAAUAUUGUUAAAAUUCAGCCAAUCAUGAGACAAGAUUUGUGACUUAAAUAAUUCUUGUCUUGUAUGCAUCUAGAUUAUCAGGAUAAUCAAAAUUAUAAUACUGAAAAAACUAGCAGCAUUCAUGAUUGUUGUGUGGCCUAUUAACACUCAUAAAAAACCAAACUGAGCACCUCAUGUGAAAAAUCAAUGAUGUUAAGCAGAGUUCACAAUGUCAUGCACCUCUGUGGAAAUUAUCAUUGCAUCCUAAGAAGGUUCAAAUGGGGAUGACAAUGAGCCGGAUCGGGCGUGUGUAACCCAUCAGAUAUACCGGGUAUUUAAUACUUUUUCCUCAAUAAAAUGAUGAGAAAUCAUAAUUUAUUACAUGUAAAAUGCAUCAACACAUACUUAUAUUGCAUAACACAACAUAUAAUCCUACAACAAUUAACACUACUAAAACAAAAACACAAAAUUGCUAAAACGACGUCGUAUUCUCACUGCAAAAUCAAUAGAAGAAAAAGGAGUCGGCACCUGUGGACCCCACACUUCACAUGGCCCACAACCGGGAAGACUCGACUCUCUUUCCACACUCCCACCGCUGCAUGUGAACCCAAACAACAAGUACACCACCGAAUUCUUUUUAAUAAUAAUAAAAUCGAGUCCACUCUCUAAACACUUCAAUUUUCAAAACCCUUUCAAUUUUAAAAAACGCCAACAAAAUCACAGCAAAUUACAAACAGCCACCUCAUCAGCUAGCCCAGCUGCUUAAAAGCCUUCAAAAGCAGAUCGGAGAGGCCAGACCAGAGCCAUCAGAUCAGCCAUGGCGAAUCCGACGGUCACUGUUAUUCUCAUCGCCAUCACCGCCACAGCUGCCGCAGCAGCUGCGCCUCCGGCUACUCAAUACACAAACCACACCGUCGGUGGGCCCACCGGCUGGUUCUUCAACGCCACCACCAACUCUUCCUUCGCCAAUUACUCCUCUUGGGCCGCCUCCCAGACCUUCAAUCUUGGCGAUUACCUCAUCUUCAACACAAGCACAAACCAGACGGUGAUUGAAACCUACAACGAAACGACAUACCGUGGCUGCACACCGGACGACGACGCGUUCGAGUACGGCGGCGGCAGCAAUGCGUUCGGGGAGGCGCAGACCAUCGCGGUACCGUUGACCCUCGAGGGUCCCGCCUACUACUUCUCCGGAGCCGGCGACGGCGAGCAGUGCCAGCAGGGCAUGGCCUUCGCGAUCCAAGUCAACAAGGGGCUCGGGUUGCCGCCGAUCCUCAACCAACCUCCGCCUCCGCCGUACAGUGAGCCUCCGAGUGCUUCGACUCAGUCACCGCCUGUGACCGUCGCCGGAGAUCAGACGCCGGGGAAUGGAGGAAUGAGAAGCGGUGCUAACAUGCGCGAGGGGUUAUUUGGGCUUCUUGCUUUGCUGCUGCUUCUUAGGCUGUGAGGAUAAGAUUUGUAUUUGGCUUCUUGUUGUAUGGUAGUUUUGUAAUUUUGAUUAUUAGUCGAGGGGAUUUGAAGAUAAUUUACAAGAACAUCCUUGAGGUUUAUUGUAGCACUCUCAAAAUAAGGUUUAGGAUUUGGAAAUUACGACAUGAAAGAUUUUGAUUAUGAUUGUGCGCUUUUCCUCAUACAGUAUUGGGGAUGAGCAAGGUUCGGUUUGGUAAUCAAUGUAACAUUAUAGUUUAUUAGAAAAUAAAUAAAUAUUCUUGAUUUUUUUGUUGUUGUCAAA
Messenger RNA from Prunus persica (peach), 1718 nucleotides. Its product is annotated as cucumber peeling cupredoxin. Lineage: Eukaryota; Viridiplantae; Streptophyta; Magnoliopsida; Rosales; Rosaceae. The coding region runs from base 804 to 1433 and encodes 209 amino acids. The transcript is spliced from 2 exons. The record is from RefSeq and is a predicted model, not a curated record. Gene Ontology annotation, molecular function: electron transfer activity. Gene Ontology annotation, cellular component: plasma membrane.